AUGGACAAUCCUAAGCAAAGCCUGCGCUGGACCAAGCACCAGAGCACGCUGAUCAGCACAUUCGCGACGCUACUGGACACCCAGACUCUAGUCGACUGCACGAUCUGCGCCGAGGGCAAAUCCAUUAAGGCCCACAAGGUGGUUCUGUCCGCCUGCAGUGCAUACUUUGCCACCGUAUUCCAAGGACAUGACGAAAAAUUUCCGUUCGUGCUACUAAAGGAUGUAAAGUACCAGGAUCUGCGCGCCCUGAUUGACUACAUGUACCGCGGCAAGGUCAACGUCAAGCCGGACCAGCUAGAAGGGCUUGUCAACGCGGGAAAACUGCUGCAGGUCAAGGGCCUGUUCGAGGCCGACCCCAAGCCCGAGGCUUCUCAGCAUGACCGUGGUGUCGCCCUCCCACUGGAGCAGGCCACCGACGGCACAAUGGACACCUCUGGGGCGAAUGAUUCCGGAGACAACUCCAAUUCUUUUAUUCUGCAGGCCGCCGCCGCCGCCUCCGCCCUGGGCGAGACCAAAAAUCUGCAGCUGAAGACCAAUAACGCCGAGAACGUGCAGCCACAGAGCCCGAUCGCUCAAGGCUCAUCUUCCGGAGGAGUCACUCCGGCUGCUUCAGGCGUUGCUGCGAAGGUCAAGGAAAACGCCAUACCGAAAGCCCUGGGCAGCAACAACAACAACAACAUGAACGACUACACUCGCAUUGAAGUCGGCAGAGAUGGCCAGCCACUUUACGUGUGCCAACGUUGUGACAACAAAUAUCGCCAGCAGGAAGGUCUGCGUCGCCAUUUGAACGAGUGCGUUGGCAAGGGGCGAAUGUUUCGCUGUCCUUAUUGCGCCUACGACACGGAGCAGCUCGCACACCUUAGCAUCCACAUAAGCGUUAUGCACAAAUCCAAAUGUUUCCCAGGGCAAACUGAUCCAACUAACUAA
Molecule: messenger RNA, 927 nt
Organism: Drosophila subobscura
Lineage: Eukaryota; Metazoa; Arthropoda; Insecta; Diptera; Drosophilidae
Product: longitudinals lacking protein-like
Exons: 2
Coding region: 1-927 (308 amino acids)
Biological process (GO): regulation of transcription by RNA polymerase II
Cellular component (GO): nucleus
Molecular function (GO): protein binding
Source: RefSeq, a predicted model, not a curated record